ACUUUCUCACAGUGUCUUUGGGCGUCUUCUUGACUGAAUCUGACUCCAUUGGAGGCUGUGGAGCAGGAAGCGCUGGACACAGUGACUUCACAUGUUUACACAAAAACCUGAAUAAGAUCCAUGGAACCCAGUGACAUGCCUGCUGGCUACCACUGCCCCUUAGACUCUGCCCCCUGGGAUGAGACCAGAGACCCCCAGAGCACAGAGCUGAUCCCCAGGAGAGCCAUCAGCCGCUCUCCAACCUGCGCCCGCUGCCGCAACCAUGGUGUCACCGCCCAUCUCAAGGGCCACAAGCGCCUCUGCCUCUUCCAGGCUUGCGAGUGUCACAAAUGUGUCCUCAUCCUGGAGCGCCGCAGGGUCAUGGCUGCCCAGGUGGCCUUGCGUAGGCAGCAGGAGGCGCAGCUAAAGAAGCACCUGAUGAGGAGAGGGGAAGCCUCUCCCAAAGCUCCCAACCACUUCAGAAAGGGAACCACUCAGCCACAGGUCCCCUCUGGAAAGGAGAACAUAGCACCCCAGCCUCAGACCCCCCAUGGGGCAGUCCUGCUGGCACCGACACCCCCCGGGAAGAACUCCUGUGGGCCUCUGCUGCUCAGCCAUCCCCCGGAAGCCUCGCCCUUGUCCUGGACUCCGGUGCCUCCUGGCCCUUGGGUCCCUGGACACUGGCUGCCUCCAGGCUUCUCCAUGCCACCACCAGUGGUGUGCCGCCUGCUGUACCAAGAACCUGCUGUCUCUCUGCCUCCCUUCCCUGGCUUUGACCCUGGCACCUCCCUCCAGCUGCCCACUCAUGGGCCCUUCACCACCUGCCCAGGAUCUCACCCAGUACUGACAGCUCCUCUUUCUGGAGAGCCCCAAGGGCCCCCUAGCCAGCCCCGCACACACUCAACUCUGAUACUCCAGCCCUGUGGCACCCCAGACCCUCUUCAGCUACAGCCACAGGUCCUGGGAAAGAAGUGGGAUCUAGGGCCCUGGGAGGAGGUUGAGCCUGGGGAAGGAAAAAGCAGGAAACUGAAGGAAGCAGGGGCUGAGGAACACUUAGAGGGUGGGCAGAAGCGGGGGUUCCCAGUCUGCUUGUCUCCCUUUCCCUUGCAGGCCUCUGGAGCCUCGUGCCUGGCCCGGACAUCUGGCCCCUCAGAGUGGCAGCUGCAGCAAGAGGCAGCUGAAGCCCUCGUGGGGCUGAAAGAUUCAUCCCAGGCUCCUCGUGUGACCCCUUCUGUGCCCCCCAACCCUGCCUGGAUCUCCCUGCUUCACCCCUGUGGCCCACCAGCUCCUGCUGGAGGAAGAGGAUUCCAGCCUGUUGGCCCCUGUCUUCGACCCAGCCCAGCCCCCUCUGUUGCUCUGCAUAUUGGCCGUCUGGGGUCCAUCUCCCUCCUGAGCUAGAAACCCAGAGAUGGAGGCUGUCUUGCUAUGGCAGGGAGGUGACAGCCUGCUGGCACUGUAUAUUUAGUGUCUUACUUAAGGAUUUAUGCAUGGAAUUUAAUGUAGUACAAGCUUCGGGCUUUUUUGUUUGUUUGUUUGUUUGUUUGUUUAAGCUUUCAGGUGCUUCAUUAGCUUUCAGUUCCUUUGGUAGUGUGGGCAUUUCCUUGGCUGACAGUGGAUAUUCUUGUACCCUUCUUGGGUCCUGGGAUCUCUUGAAAUCCCCAAUAAAGAGAGAGUUGUGCUAUUUAAGCUGACCAGUAUCUAUAAACGUGUUUGCAUGAGUUUACAUCCCAGGAUUCCAUGAUUCUGUAAAUGCCUAUGCAUUCAUGUCUGUCUCCAUGCAUGUGAAAACAGGAGAGUGUUUUCAUUUUGUGUCUAGGUUUGUGUGAGUAAGCAAGAAAUAAACCUUUGUUGUUGUAAGCCACUGAGAUUUGGAGAGUGUUACCACAGCCUAACCUAGUCUAUCCUGACUGACAGAAAGGACUUGUUCAUUUCGCUUCUCAAAGUGAAAAAUCUGUUAUCCAAUAGCUACCAUAGAUGAAAACAAACUUGGAUUUUUUUCUUUGUCCAAAUAAAAAAAAAUGAUGUAAAGAAAUAA
This is a messenger RNA of Homo sapiens (human), 2014 nucleotides long. RefSeq names its product DMRT like family C2 (gene DMRTC2). The record is from RefSeq and is a predicted model, not a curated record. NCBI's taxonomy places the organism in Eukaryota, Metazoa, Chordata, Mammalia, Primates, Hominidae. The transcript is spliced from 9 exons. Gene Ontology annotation, biological process: regulation of transcription by RNA polymerase II; regulation of DNA-templated transcription. Gene Ontology annotation, molecular function: sequence-specific DNA binding; double-stranded DNA binding; identical protein binding. Gene Ontology annotation, cellular component: nucleus; XY body. The coding region runs from base 121 to 1377 and encodes 418 amino acids.